Molecule: messenger RNA, 1849 nt
Organism: Epinephelus fuscoguttatus (brown-marbled grouper)
Lineage: Eukaryota; Metazoa; Chordata; Actinopteri; Perciformes; Serranidae
Product: transmembrane domain-containing protein TMIGD3-like
Source: RefSeq, a predicted model, not a curated record
GUUUUCAUUCAUGUAGAGUCUAUUGCAUAGACCUGAGACAAGUGUGAGAUGAGAAAAGGCAAAGGAAAGUAAAAGACGAAUCAAGUCUGAACAACAUGAAGAUGAUUUUCAUAAUUUUGGUCUUUCUUGUGGGAGGGUUAUGGGAGACUGAAGCUGAGUCAGUAACAGGAGUGCUGGGACGAGAGGUCACAAUAACAUGCUCUCACUCUUACGCGUCCUCCAACGUCAAAUAUUUCUGCAAGGGAGCGUGUGGAUAUGAAGACAUCCUAAUAAGUAGCAGAAAAAAUAAGAAAGCUUCUAAUGGGAGAUACAGUAUUAAUGAUAGUGGAAACACAUUUUAUGUGACCAUCUCUAGUCUGACGGAGAAAGACGCAGGAACUUACUGGUGUGGAAUAGAGAGAACUGGUGUUGACACAUACAAUGAAGUAGUCCUCAUAAUCAAAAAGGGAAACCCUGGCGAUGCCUUGGCUCAAUCAAAUGCUUCAUCCUCUAAGAUACUGAUGUACGUUGGAGCAAGUCUCGGGGUGAUUGUGCUGGCCCUUGCAAUUGUCCUUCUGAUGUUCUUCAGACAUCGAAAGAGAGACACCAGUGCAUCUUCAGGAAAGGACCAUGAUGUGGCCUAUGCAACAGUAACUAUUCAUAAACAGAAUGGACAGAACAUCACUACUUCCUCUUUAACAGCCAAUAAGGAUCAAGACACAGACAGCAGGACUAACGGCUCAUCAACCACUCAGCACCAAGAUACCAGCAAUAUUUACUCCAAUGUGGCCGUUUCAUCCGAGCCUCAGAUCCAACCCGAGGGCCUCUUCUACUCCACUGUUAGCUUCAACAAACACACAGACUGUAGCACUGUCACACCUCACACUGAAGCACCCACAUACUCCGCUAUCAAAAUACAAAGCACAGAUGAAUCAACUGUGCAUGACAAUGCCUGAGCUCAGUGCUGAUCAUCCUCAGUGCUGUAUCUUCCUUUGCUAUAAGAGUUUGAGUUAUGCUUGCAAAUACCCACCACUAUAAUAAUAUUUUGCACUUAUUUAUUUUUUACAUGUAUGCAGGACAGACAUUAUCAGUAACACCAACACAUUCUCACUCUGACCUUGUCACAUACUGUAUUGAUGUGCUUGGUCAUGGACUUUCCACGUCCACAUACGAUGUGCAAGGUACCCUGGGUGAGUUGGUUGUUGACGUUCUGGGACACCGUGUCAAGUUCUGCCUGUUAUAUGCAUUGUCAUUUUUCAAAUACACUUCCAUUUUCACAGGAAAUUUAACUUUCUCAUACAGUCUCUUUCAAAAUAAACACACUACGUUGGUACAACACUGUGAAUUGAAUUUUUUUUUUCCUUCACCAACAAAAAAAGCACACAGUUCGGUUUAGGUAAAAAGAACAGGGUUUGGCUUUAGACUCUUAUGGGAUGCUAACAGCGCUCUCCUGGGUCAAGGCCAGUGUUUGUUGGACCCAUCGACCACUUAACUUUUAUUCUUGUCCUGCCAUGUUUCACCCUGACGCCGCCAAGCGCUAUUAAACUGUACCUGUGACCACAGUUCUUGCCAAUGUUAGCUUUUUUCGUCAGUGUGCGCAAGUCACUGCCCAAGCACCGGGUUUCAACGACUUUGGAGUCUCGGGUGAAGGUUGGUGUUUGUUAGACACAUCCACCACCCCUCCCACCUGCCCCACUUUCAUUCGCUGCCUUAACUUUCGUCCUUGUCCCGCCUUCCUCCCACAGUCCAAAGACAUGCAGGUUAACUGGUGACUCUCACCCAAUGUCAGCUGGGAUAGGCUCCAGCCCCUCCGCGACCCUCAAGGGAAUAAGUGGUUAUGAAAAUGGAUGAAUAUUGUUCAGUAAGUAUA